This is a messenger RNA of Empidonax traillii (willow flycatcher), 3378 nucleotides long. Its product is annotated as tenascin-N-like. Gene Ontology annotation, molecular function: protein binding. NCBI's taxonomy places the organism in Eukaryota, Metazoa, Chordata, Aves, Passeriformes, Tyrannidae. The record is from RefSeq and is a predicted model, not a curated record.
AUUUGGUGUGAAGUUCUAAGUUUUUAACCAAGUUUUUAACCAAGAAUAUCAUCUCCUGUACAGAUUGACAUCUACCAUUAAUGCCAACACUUAGUGUGUAAUGUUGAAUAAGCCAACUGAGAAGUUUAGGAUUCUGACUUUAUAUUUUAGCCUUCCACCCCUGCUUGUUCAGCUUCUUCCUUCCUGUUAUUCUUGUCUGUGAGGUGUUCAUUUAGUCCAAAAUGCUUGGUUGACAGCACAAAACUAUCACAGAAAACAGUUUUGUUUCUGUCAAAGACUAGACCCGAAGACUUUAAACACUUGAACUUCAUUUUUGACCUGUAAAUGUCAGUGAAGUUUAACAGUGAUAUUUUAUGUAUUUUUAAGCCUUAGUUUUGAGCCUUAGCCUGAAAACAAGCUCUGCCUUUAUAUUUAUGCAGGGUAGGAAAGAACUAUUCUUUCUGAAAUAAAAAUACAGGAAAACAAAUAGGUUUCCAGCACUUCUUACUCCGUGUGUUAACAGAUGUGCUCUAGUGGCUUCUAAAUGAACCUUGCCCAGUGCUAAGAUGAUAAAUCAGAUAAAUGAGUCCAAGCAAAAUAAACUUGAAAUCCCUCAGCUGAAGCCAGUGUUCAGACACACAAAAUGCCGGUGCACUGGUGUCAAAAGGAGAGAAUUUUUUAUUCUCCCAAAUCCAAAUAACAGUGUGGGCCAUGUGCUAUGUUAGAAGAGUAAUGUAAAGUGGGCAAAACUAUCUCCCAAACUUCCUGCAGCAAAAGAUCAGUGUCAGCUCUCUGAAUUCUUCAUGUGCACAGCAUCAGCACAGUUAUCAGGCUUUGAGGUUAACACCAUGCAAGGUGCUGGAGACUGAAGGUUGCAAACUUAGAGUUCCUAGUUGGAAGGUCUAGAAGCUCUUUAACUCAUCCAGUGUGACUCUUUCCCAGGUACUUGCCAACCUGGUUCUGAAUCAGGGCAAAACAGAUAAUUUGUUCUUUGGAAAAUCGUGAAAAGCAGCUUUAGGAUCACACUUCUUACAUUUAUUUAUUUUUUUUUUCAUCCCCAAAGCAGCUGUGCUGUUAGAAUGGUCAGCAUUCCCUCUGAAAACCUGCCAGAUGGAUUUCCAGAGCUGGCUUGUCUUCCCAGUGGAGUUAUUGCUGUGCUGUGCCCUUCAGACAUCUGCUGCUCAGCAUCCCACACCUCCCAACUGCACCAGUGAUGCUCAAAGAAUAUCCUUCAGCCACUCCUAUAGGACUGACCUACCCACGUCCUCCCAGGUUAAGGUGGAAGCAGAUCCAUCACAGCAUGAUGGAGACAGCAGUGGGGUGCAGCUGGAUCCUGGAGAGGCUGAGGAAAAUGAGCAGAAUAUAAUUUUUAGGCACAACAUCCGUGUGCACGCACCCAAAGGGAACUGUGGAACUUUGACCCACGUCGAGGAGCUGUUGGAAAGGAUGGAGAAGCUUGAGAAGGAAGUGGCAGAGCUGAGGGAAGUUUGCAGCCCUCAAAAGUGCUGUGGGGGAAGCCCAGGUAAUAACUGUGCGCUUGCCCCCCGGAACCUGCAGCUGCUGAACUCCACAGAGAGCUCUCUGGCUCUCAGCUGGGAUCCAGUGGCUGAUGUGGAUAAUUACCUCCUUACUUAUUAUCCAGCUGGGGAUGAGAUGUUGGUGAGACAAAUCCAUGUUCCCAAAGAGCAGCUCAGCUCCGAGAUCGUGGGGCUGCGCCCUGGCACCACGUACAGCGUCGCACUUCGGCACGUGAAGAAGGCCAUUGCCAGUGAGCCCAAGGAUCUAGAAGCAAGCACAGCCCUGUCUGCACUCAGUGCCAUCUGGGUGACAGAGGAGAUGGAGCACUCAAUGGAAGUGGAGUGGGAGAACCCACCAUCAGAUGUGGAUUAUUACAAGCUAAAAUUCAGAUCCCUGGUAGAGAUGGAUGAGAAGCAGGUCAUGGUGCCCAAAAGCCAUGACCUUAAGAGCAGAUACAUCCUGACUGGACUGAAGCCUGGCACGGAGUACGAGGUCACUGUCAUACCUGUGAAAGACAACACAGAGGGGGAGCCAUCCUCAGUGGCUGGGAGGACUGAAAUCGACAGCCCAACUGAACUGUCAUCUGACCAAGUGACAGAGAAUGCAAUUGCUGUUUCCUGGAACAAAGUGCAGGCGUCAAUAGACAGAUACAGAGUGAGCUACACCUCAGCUGAUGGGGACAGAGAGGUGGAGGAAGACAAGAACGUCACUACCUUGGCAGGACUGGAGCCAGGCACGAAGUACAUCAUUUACAUCUGGGCAGAGAAGGGAGAACAGCAGAGCAAGAGGGUCAGCACUGAGGCUGUGACAGGUGAGUGGACAGUAGAUUUUGUUGAGUGUAAGCUCAGAGAUCAGGCACCAUUAGGCUUAGCCCAUCCUGGACACGCAGUUUACUACCACGCUGUGAUCUCCUCUGUGCUUUUCCAUGAUCUCUGGAUUGAUCCUCCCAAGAACCUCUGUGUGUCAGAGGUGACUCAUUCUACUGGUGUGGUUACCUGGGCUCCUCCUGCAGCACAGAUCGAUGGCUACUCCCUGACCUACCGGGGUCCGGGUGGCACAAGCGAGGAAGUACAGCUGGAUCCCAGCAAACAACGGUGUCUGGAAGGCCUGGAGCCAGGAGUGAGGUACACUGUCUUUGUGAAGGCCUACAAGGGAGAUCACCAGAGCAGAAGGACAGUCAGUUCCUUCUCAACAGGGAGCCUCCUGUACCCGUAUCCCAUGGACUGCAGGCAGGUGCAGCAGAAUGGGAAUGGCUCCAGCGGCGUGUACACCAUUUACCUGGCUGGGGAUGGCAGCAGGCCACUGCAGGUGUACUGUGACAUGGCUGCUGAUGGAGGAGGGUGGAUAGUGUUUCAGAGGCGGAGCACUGGUGAGGUGGAUUUUUACCAGCGCUGGAAGAAUUAUGUGGAAGGCUUUGGAGAUCCCACUGGGGAAUUUUGGCUUGGUCUUGACAAGCUGCACAACCUCACGAGCAGCAGCCCCGUCCGCUCCGAGCUCCGUGUGGAUUUGCAGACAGCCAGCGAAUCCAUCUACGCUGCCUAUGACUCCUUCCAGGUUGCCUUGAGCAGGGAGAGAUACAGACUGUCAGUGGGGAGUUACAGAGGCAGUGCUGACACUUCUGGGGCUCCCCAGCUAAGAGUGGAUAAAAAAGUGGCUUUUAUUCAGGAUGGGCGUUUGCUCAACAGCAGUGCUGGCUUCUGCCACUGUAAAAGAAAUUCCUUGGUGUGUUCCCAAGGUGUGAACUGGGAGCCAUGGAAAGGCCAUGAAUUCUCCAUUCCUUUUACAGAGAUGAAGAUCCGUCCUCAGUCAUCCAGUAAUGAGGCAGUCCUGGGGAGGAAGAAGAGGUCUUUGUCAGGGAAGAGGAAGGGCAUCAGGGCUUAA